ACCUUUCACGUCGUUUUGUGGUUCGCGGGUUAGACACGUGUGGUGUCCCUCCCAGUGGUGGCCCACCAUGUCUCACUUGCCGACCUGCCUUGGCAAAUAGUAACCUUUUGUAAUACAUUUGUGUACCACAAGUUUUAUCCCUCAAGUUCAACUCACCGGCAUUAUUUAAGCACACACACACACAGAAAGAAACACAACGAAAAUAAAAACAUGGCCGGAAAAUUAAUGACUUUGCAAGUUUUCCACCUGCUAUGCAUAUGUUUAGUCGUCUUCUUUGUAUUCUCUGUGAAUGUUGCCAGUGACGAGGAUUACCAGAGAGCGGUGCCUACGGAAGAUAAAACGACUACGGUUUGGUUCUCUAGGAUCAAACAGUCUGGUAAUGAUUACUGGGCGAAACUCAAAGAGAGUUUAGGUCGUGGUCACGCCCGCUUUUUUCCUCCAAACAUAGAUUUUAGAGGAAAGGAUGAUGCAUCAAUGGGAGCCGGAGGAAAGAUGAAAGAGGCGGUCACAAGGAGCUUCGAGCAUAGUAAAGAUACGGUGGAGGAAGUUGCCAGAUCAGCAGCGGAGGUGGCGUGUGAUGCGGCAGAAGCGGUUAAAGAAAAGGUGAAGAGGAGCUUUUCCAGCAGCGAGACGACGCAGCAGCACUCGUAUGGUAAUGAUGAGCUCUAAAUACGUCGUGUCAUUCUAGCUCAUGUGCUUGUUUGAUUUCUUCGUCGACCCGGGUGUUUUUUCCUCUAAAUAGUAUAUACACAACAACCACGUCACAUGGGGGAUUUGAGAUAUGUUAUAUUCAAAUAGGUAUAGAGUUAUGGUUCUGGCCUCAACCAUGGACUCACAAAUAUCUUUCUUUUCUUUUUCUUUUCACCAAAAUAUCUAUCUGUGACCCAACACAUCCAUCUAUACAUAAAGUGUGGAAAUCAUUAUAAAAAUGAGAAUUACGAAGACCA
Molecule: messenger RNA, 947 nt
Organism: Raphanus sativus (radish)
Lineage: Eukaryota; Viridiplantae; Streptophyta; Magnoliopsida; Brassicales; Brassicaceae
Exons: 2
Coding region: 211-669 (152 amino acids)
Source: RefSeq, a predicted model, not a curated record